Molecule: messenger RNA, 1305 nt
Organism: Capsella rubella
Lineage: Eukaryota; Viridiplantae; Streptophyta; Magnoliopsida; Brassicales; Brassicaceae
Product: inactive serine/threonine-protein kinase/endoribonuclease IRE1-like
Exons: 3
Coding region: 1-1305 (434 amino acids)
Biological process (GO): IRE1-mediated unfolded protein response; protein phosphorylation; intrinsic apoptotic signaling pathway in response to endoplasmic reticulum stress
Cellular component (GO): IRE1-TRAF2-ASK1 complex
Molecular function (GO): protein serine/threonine kinase activity; RNA endonuclease activity; ATP binding
Source: RefSeq, a predicted model, not a curated record
AUGGAUGUAACGACGAUCGACUUCAAGAAAUCGUUACUGCAUGACCAAACUUCGGGUUCAGAUCUUUGUGACUCGGACUCCCUUCAUAUGCAAACGAUCCGAACGAUUCUGAGUUUACCGAACGAUGCUGAGUUUCUUAUUGUCGAUCGUGCUGGGACGAUAUUGGCCAUGAUUCUUGUGGGUUGCGUUGUUGUUUGGGUCAUUAGGUUUUUAUGUAAACGCAAAAGUUUGAAAAAGAUUCGUGAAACGAAACGUAAAAAGAAAAGAAAAGUAAAGGAGCAGACAGAUUCAAAGUCAGGUCUUCUUUGUGAAUUAGCAUCAUCAGGAGAGGAGGAUCAUGUAAUAGAGGAGGAAACAAACGCUAAGUCAGCCAGAUCAGUUCUUCCAGGCAAGGAUUUAUCCGAGUGGUACAAUUCAGUUGAAGCAGUACUACAAUUCCAUGUGGAUCAAGAGGACAAAGAGAUUGGGAGAAUGGUUACUAAUAAGUUGUUUUUAUCAUCUAAAAAAAUUGAGAGUGGAAGCCACAACGGCAAUGAGGUGUUUGAGGGUAUCUAUGAACGACGUCUAGUCGCCGUAAAAUGUCUUGAUCUAUCCCGUAGUAACGAUGCUGAUAAGAAUGAUCUUGAAAUCCUAUAUAAAUCUGAUGAUCAUUCAAACAUCAUUCGCCUUCAUGGUUUUGAGCACGAUAAGGAUCAUGGCUACAUUUGUCUAGAGCGUUGGAGAUGCAGUUUAGAUGAUCUUAUAAGAUUAACUGUGAGACAGUUUAGCAAAUCAACUAAAACAGUAGCUCCUUCAGAUUCUUUGGAAGAAGAUAUGGCAAAAUUCAACUUGUGGAAAGCCGUGGGAAAUCCAUUACCUCUAACGAUAAAACUAAUGAGAGAUAUAGUUUAUGGGCUUCUUCACUUACACAAGUUGAGGAUAAUGCACAGAGACUUGAAGCCACAAAAUGUCCUAAUAAUAUCUAAAGGGGAAACUUUGACUGCAAAAAUAUCUGACAUGGGCAUAUGCAAGCGUCUGAUCACUAAGGAUAUAAUAUCCUUUGACCACCUUGACACAUGUUAUGGUAGUCCGGGAUGGCAAGCACCAGAACAGAUUCUCAAGCAAAAGGAAAGUGAAACAAUUGACAUGUUCCGCUUCGGUUGUAUACUGUUCUACUCAAUCACGGGCAACCAUCCCUUUGGACGCUCUAGUGACCGCGAUAACAACAUCACGACGGACAAUAAAGUUAACUUCUCUCAAGUAAAGCAUCCUGAAGCUUCACAUCUCAUCAACCAAUUGUUGCACGCGAGACCUAAUUUACGGUAA